AUGACUGUUUUCUCCCCCACAACACUGUCAGAAGCAGAGGACACUAAUGAAACCCCGUCUUCUGAGGAGGACCAGGAUUUUGUUGAGUAUUCCAAAGAUUUGGCUUUCAAACAGACUACCCCGAGGAAAAGCAUCACUCAGAUCAUAAAGGACAAGAAGAAACAGACUCAGCUCACUCUUCAAUGGCUGGAGGAAAACUAURUUGUUUGUGAAGGCGUUUGUCUGCCGCGUUGCAUCCUGUACGCUCACUACCUAGACUUCUGUAGGAAGGAGAAACUGGAUCCAGCCUGUGCUGCUACAUUUGGCAAGACAAUUCGUCAGAAAUUUCCACUUCUUACAACAAGAAGACUUGGGACCCGAGGUCAUUCAAAAUAUCAUUAUUACGGCAUUGGCAUCAAAGAGAGCAGUGCCUAUUAUCACUUGGUGUACUCAGGAAAAGGCUUGACGAGAUUUUCAGGGAGCAAACUCAAGAAUGAGGGAGGAUAUACUCGGAAAUACUCCCUCAGCUCCAAAACAGGAACUUUGCUUCCAGAAUUCCCAAGUGUACAGCAUCUAGUGCUUCAAGGUUCUGUCUCUAAAGAGAAGGUGGACACGCUCAUCAUGAUGUACAAAACACAUUGUCAGUGCAUCCUGGACAAUGCCAUCAAUGUCAACUUUGAAGAGAUACAGAAUUUUCUGCUGCAUUUCUGGCAAGGAAUGCCCGACCACCUUUUACCACUGCUGGAUAACUCCGUAAUCGUGGACAUCUUCUGUGUGUGUGACUCUAUACUAUAUAAGGUUCUGACAGAUGUCCUGAUCCCUGCUACGAUGCAGGAGAUGCCUGAAAGUCUCCUGGCAGACAUCCGUAAGUUGGCCAAGCACUGGGAAGACUGGAUGGUGUCUUCUCUGGAAAACCUCCCAGAAUGCCUCUCAGAGAAGAAGCUCCCGAUCGCACGCAGAUUUGUGUCCUCUCUAAAGCGUCAGACCUCCUUCUUACACCUUGCCCAGAUCGCGAGACCCGCUCUUUUUGACCAGAAUGUGGUGAACUCCAUGGUGGUGGAUGUAGAUCAAGUGGAUUUGAACAGCAUAGGGUCACAAGCCCUUUUCACCAUCUCAAGUGGAGACCAAGACUCUGACCUCUACUCUGAAUAUGACUCUAUAACAGCGUUCCAAGAGCUGAAAGACCUACUGAAGAAGAAUGCCACUGUGGAAUCCUUUAUUGAGUGGCUGGACACUGUUGUGGAGCAGAAGGUCAUUAAGCCUGGGAAGCAGAACGGACGGUCUAUAAAGAAGCGAGCUCAGGACUUCCUCCUCAAGUGGAGUUUCUUUGGAGCACGUGUUAUGCACAACCUCACGUUGAACAACGCCACAAGUUUUGGUUCGUUCCACCUCAUCCGCAUGCUGCUGGAUGAGUAUAUCCUUCUGGCUAUUGAGACACAAUUCAACAACAACAAAGAACAAGACCUUCAGAAUCUCCUAGAUAAGUACAUGGGAAAUGCAGAUGCCAGCAAGGCGGCAUUCACUGCCUCCCCUAGCUCCUGUUUCCUGGCCAACCGUAACAAGCCCAGCGCGGUGUCCAGUGAUCUGUCUGUGAAGAACGAGUCCCUCUCAGAACACACAUACAUGACCCUGUCAGCUAAUCAGCAGGCAAACAUGACCUACCAAGGCUCUGAAACAGAUGGAUUCUCUCUGUCAGGACAAAUGGACUUUUCCCAGAACAGUGGCCCUCUGAUGACCCCUCCCAUCUCCCCAGCCAUGGUGAACAGGGGCAGUGUCAUCAACCAGGGCCCCAUGGCCGUCAUACCCCAGAGUGCCUGCACCACCAUCCAGCCCCACAUCUCCUGCCAAGCCUUCCCAGACACCAUGUACCAGAGCCUACCUUCCAGUAGCCCCAGCUACUACCCAACCACUUCCAACUACCAGGCUGUGUUCAGGCCCCAGACACAGGCCCAGGCCCCUGCCUACCACACCCGCUCUGACAGCAGCCACUACCCGUCCUUCAGUGAGCAGCACCUGGCCAAAGACUACUUCAACAGCAGCUGUGCAGUGUCCCCCUACAGCUCCAGACCCACCUCCAAUUACAGCACAGUCCCUGAUCCUGGGAUGGAGACUCAGGGGGUUCAGCUACUGGACUCUGGAGGAUACAAUUUUGUCAUGAGUGGGUUAAACAGUAGUGGCUGUCAGGAGUCUGCCUACUCAACAGCAGGACACAGUGGGUACUAUGGAAACAGUGGCUACCUGGAUAGCCAGAGGCUGGGUUCCAUGAUAGACCAGCAUGUGUCAGUUAUCAGCAGUGUGAGCAGUAUCCGUUCCGUCCCAACGUACGCUGAUGUACACGACCCCCUCAACAUCCUGGAUGACACAGGCAGAAAGCCGGCAGGYCCUUACUACCCUGAGUCUGACUCACUGGGCACACCUGGAGCUCCUCCCCUCCCCUCCUCGAUCUCCGCACCCUGCAUGUAUGGAGGUCCUGCCCAGUUCCACUCCCAGGAUGCACCGCUUCCUCACCAGGGACCAUCUGAGGUACGUGACAUGGUGUCAUCGCUGCCACCCAUCAACACUGUGUUCAUGGGGUCUAGUGGAGGAGGACCGUGAGCUGUGACUGAACCUCCAACCACCACCACUCCUCAAGGUCCUCCGUUCCCUCUCACACCGCUCCUCAAGGUCCUCCGUUCCCUCCCACACCACUCCUCAAGGUCCUCCGUUCCCUCCCACACCACUCCUCAAGGUCCUCCGUUCCCUCCCACACCGUUCCUCAAGGUCCUCCGUUCCCUCCCACACCACUCAGUCACUGUAAGCAAUGACUCAGAUCACAGACAGAAAUAUGCUUAAAGUAUCUCUUAUGUAGCCUAUAUAUCUUGUGUCAAUUUAUGAAGCCCUCAGCUGUUCAGUCAAUGUGCAGUCAAAUGUUUUGAUGAAUUGAAUUAAUUAAUAAUUUGCAAUUGAACCAUUUUAAUAUAAUUCAAUCAGUUCAUCUUCAUGUGGUCGAAGGCGACUUUGUGUAUUUUCUGAGUGAACAUGUAAAUAAAUACCUGUUGAAUAAUACCAAGAAUGUAAACAUUURAAAUGUAAAAUAUAUAGUCUCAUUAAGACAGGUUUGAUUGAUUAUGACAAGUUUUAAAACAGCAUGUUAUUUAUUUUAGUUGCCUUUAUAGCCUGUUACAAUGUAAUAUUAAUGCUGUAAAUGUAUAUACUCUCUAUCUGAGUUAGGCCAGACAUUGUUGAAACUAAACUGUAAGCAAAAAAAGAUUUUGUAUCUUAGGUUUUGAUACAUGUAAAAUUAGGAGAAAAUUAACUUAUACUUACCUGUAUAUGACCGAAUGAGAGGUAGGAGCUUAGAAAUUACUGUUGUUUGCAAUACAGAUUAACAUU
Salvelinus sp. IW2-2015 is the source of this 3351-nucleotide messenger RNA. Its product is annotated as DNA-binding protein RFX6. Gene Ontology annotation, biological process: regulation of transcription by RNA polymerase II. The record is from RefSeq and is a predicted model, not a curated record. The transcript has 18 exons. Bases 1 to 2574 code for a protein of 857 amino acids. Gene Ontology annotation, molecular function: RNA polymerase II cis-regulatory region sequence-specific DNA binding; DNA-binding transcription factor activity, RNA polymerase II-specific. Lineage: Eukaryota; Metazoa; Chordata; Actinopteri; Salmoniformes; Salmonidae.